Molecule: messenger RNA, 813 nt
Organism: Cariama cristata (Red-legged seriema)
Lineage: Eukaryota; Metazoa; Chordata; Aves; Cariamiformes; Cariamidae
Product: syntabulin-like
Biological process (GO): axonal transport of mitochondrion; synapse maturation
Cellular component (GO): cytoplasmic microtubule; vesicle
Source: RefSeq, a predicted model, not a curated record
AGGAAGGAAGACUGGAUUGAAGAAGAGUGUAAUCGUGUGGAGGCGGAGCUGGCUGCCUUGGAAGCAAGAAGGGAAAUUAGAGAACUGAAGCAGGUUCUUGAAAGCAUGAAAAACAGCUUGGCUGAGAAAGCAUUUCAGAAGUACUUCCUAGACAUAAGCAUUGAAAACAAGAAAUUGGGGUCUUUGCUGUGGAGCAUGGAGAUGGCUCGGAAAAGCUCUAUGAGAGGUGACCAGUGCCUGGAGUACACGUGUGACUUGGAGGGCAAGCUAUUAGCGUUGCAUGCCACGAUGCCAGACACAGAGGACCAGGCUCUGGAGGAGGUGGCAGAUGGUGGGCUGCUGCUUAAUGAGGACACAGCUAAUGGGCCCGAUUCAUCUGAAGAGAGUUUGACCACCACAGCCUCCGAGAAAAUCAGCAAUGUGAGGGUGGAACAGGCCAUGCAGACUGAUGUGGUGCCGUUCAGCCCAGGUGUGGAGCAGCUUGUUCAGAACAUCUUCAGAGCUCAAGGUGCCUGUCCUCUAAGCCUGCCUUCUUCACUGAAGGAAUUGGCUGAAUUUUCUCCUGGAAGUGUCGGUGAUUCUGGGAUCACAGUGGACUUAACUUCAAGUGAUCCAAACUCUGCCGUCCUUUUGUCUCUUGGGGAGUCUCUGUACAGGAACGUGGAGCACUGUUUUAAAGAAAACCAUUUCAUGAAAGAACUUGAUUUUGCAGAACCUCAAAAUGAUGAAGCCUUUGGGGAUGUCAGUACUUUCUCUGAGAAAGGAACAAAGAGGAGAUACUGGAGCAGCAAUGUCCUCGGAGGUUGUCCAUGA